AUGGUUGCAACGGUUCCCGAGGAGGGGCAGAUGCUCUUGGCCCGAGACGCCACGUUCGAGAAGAUCCUCCACAAGGACACAACGAAGACUGUUGGCAUGUCGGCGAUGCUGAAAAAGGAUCACGAGGCACAAAAGGCGGCCACAGACGAGUACUUCAGGCAUUGGGACAACAAGAGCGCACAGAAGGAGACGAAGGAAGACCGAGAGGCUCGGACAGCAGACUAUGCUUCCCUCACCAGGCAAUACUACAACCUCGCGACCGACUUUUACGAAUAUGGCUUCGGCCAAAGUUUCCACUUCUGUCGUUCAGCGGCCGGCGAGUGUUUCAAGCAGGGCAUCGCGAGACACGAACACUACCUGGCCCAUGUGAUCGAUAUCAAGAAGGAUAUGAAGGUGUUGGACGUUGGGUGCGGUGUUGGCGGGCCUGCUCGCGAGAUCGCCAGCUUCACUGGUGCCUAUGUCACUGGUAUCACCAUCAACGAGUACCAGGUGGAGCGGGCGACACGAUAUGCCGUCAAGGCGAAGAUGGACAAGCAGGUCCAGUUUGUACAGGCCGACUUCAUGAACAUACCCUUUGAGGACGACACCUUCGACGCCAUCUACGCCAUAGAGGCCACCGUCCACGCCCCAUCCCUUGAAGCCGUUUACUCCGAGAUCUUCCGCGUCCUCAAGCCCGGCGGCGUCUUCGGCGUCUACGAAUGGGUCAUGACGGACAAGUACGACGACGGCGACCUCCACAUGCGCAAGAUCCGCAUCGACAUCGAGCAGGGCGACGGGAUAGCCAACAUGGUCAAGGCCGCGGAGGCGCUGCGCGCGUUCGGCGCCGCCGGCUUCGACAUGAUCCGGCACGAGGACAUGGCCGAGCGUCCGGACCCGAGCCCCUGGUACUGGCCUCUCGACGCCGGAAGCUGGAGACACGCGCAGACGCUGGGCGAUCUGAUGUACACGUUCCGUAUGACUGGUCUCGGACGCUUAGCGACGCGCGGGUUUCUCAGUGUCAUGGAGACGCUGGGGGUCGCGCCGCCCGGCAUGACCAAGAUGUCGGAUAGCUUGUGUAUUGCCGCCGAUGCAUUGGUUCAGGGCGGUAAAGAGAAGAUCUUUACGCCAAUGUACCUUAUGGUCGGACGAAAGCCGGCAAAGAAGGAAUGA
This is a messenger RNA of Colletotrichum graminicola M1.001, 1149 nucleotides long. RefSeq lists its product as uncharacterized. Gene Ontology annotation, cellular component: endoplasmic reticulum. The transcript has 4 exons. Lineage: Eukaryota; Fungi; Ascomycota; Sordariomycetes; Glomerellales; Glomerellaceae. Gene Ontology annotation, molecular function: sterol 24-C-methyltransferase activity. The record is from RefSeq and is a predicted model, not a curated record. Bases 1 to 1149 code for a protein of 382 amino acids. Gene Ontology annotation, biological process: ergosterol biosynthetic process.